Portunus trituberculatus (swimming crab) is the source of this 5127-nucleotide messenger RNA. It is a transcript of the gene trp, whose product is annotated as transient receptor potential protein-like. Gene Ontology annotation, molecular function: store-operated calcium channel activity; inositol 1,4,5 trisphosphate binding; protein binding. The coding region runs from base 316 to 3813 and encodes 1165 amino acids. Gene Ontology annotation, biological process: regulation of cytosolic calcium ion concentration; manganese ion transport; calcium ion transmembrane transport. The transcript is spliced from 19 exons. The record is from RefSeq and is a predicted model, not a curated record. Gene Ontology annotation, cellular component: membrane; cation channel complex. NCBI's taxonomy places the organism in Eukaryota, Metazoa, Arthropoda, Malacostraca, Decapoda, Portunidae.
ACACCUGUAUGCCUGCCUGUCUGCCUCCUCCUCUUGAUCUUCCUUGUUUUCAUCUCUUUCCUUCACCACCACUGCCAAUGAGCCAAGGUGUGAGUGAGUCCCCUUAGAGAGCCUCGGGUCGCUAGGGAAGAUUACGCAUCAAGCACCACACUUGAGGGCCCCGAGCACCGCACCAGCCCCGCCACGCAGAACUCGUGUGGCGAAGAGUAAUGCAUUCUCGCGUUUCUUCGUUCCCGACACGGCAAAGAAUCUCUCCCGUUAAGACGCCAGAGGGAGAGUGGAAGGCCAAAGAGGAGACUCGUCGUAGACCGCACGAUGGGGGUCAAAAAUGGGGCGGGGGCGGGCUCCCAGUCCAGCUUAAACGACAUUGCCUCUACGAGUUCAGAGGCGAACCUGGACAUGGUAGAGGCUCCGUCCGACAUCGUACUGACUGAACCAGAGCGAAAGUACCUCCUGUAUGUCCAGCGAGGUGACGUGGCCUCUACCAGACGACACCUGGAGCAGUACAAGGACAAGCCGCAGGAGUUGGACAUUAAUUGCAAGGAUCCUCUCGGCCGCUCCUCCGUUGCUGUUGCCAUCGAGAAUGAGAAUCUCGACCUACUGGAGUGUUUGCUGGAGUAUAAAGUGAAGCCCAAGGACGCCCUUCUCCACGCUAUCGCUGAACAGUAUGUGGAGGGCGUGGAGGUCCUUCUGGCGUGGGAGGAAAAGAACCACAAGAAAGGAGAACCCUAUAGCUGGGAGACCAUGACUAGAGACACUGCUACUUUCACCAAGGACAUCACCCCUCUCAUCCUCGCUGCCCACCACAACAACUACGAAAUCCUGAAGCUUCUGCUGGAUAGAGGCGCGUCCCUACCCAUGCCCCACGACAUCAGGUGUGGUUGUGACGAGUGUCUCAUAUCAACUGAGGACGACUCUCUCCGUCACUCGCUGUCUCGUAUCAACGCGUACAAGGCCCUGGCGUCCCCGUCCCUCAUUGCUCUCUCCUCCAAGGACCCCAUCCGCACAGCCUUCGAGCUCUCCGGGGAACUGCGCCGUCUACAGGGAAUGGAACACGAGUUUAAGACUGAGUACAUUGAGCUACGGAAGCAGGUGAUGAAGUUUGCGACUGAAUUGCUGGACCAGACUAGGACGAAAUCCGAGCUGGCCAUCAUGUUGAACUACGAUGCUGACGGCGACGCGUGGAACGAGGGCGAAGUCAACACCCUGGAGAGACUCAAGAUGGCCAUCAAAUACUCCCAAAAGCCGUUUGUGGCCCACGCCAACGUUCAGCAACUUCUUGGCGCCAUUUGGUACGACGGCCUGCCUGGGUUUCGACGUAAGGACAUGAUCAGUCAGUGUGUCGAGGUGGCAAAGUUGGCAGCAAUGUUCCCUGUGCUCUCCAUGGCUUAUAUGAUCAGUCCUAACUCAGAGAAAGGUCAUUUUAUCAAGAAGCCCUUCGUUAAGUUCAUCACUCACUGCGCCUCCUACAUGUUCUUCCUCAUGCUCCUGGCCCUCGCGUCCCAGCGUAUCGAGUACCUUCUGAUCGAGUGGUUUGGCAACGCUUGGCUUCGCUCUCUUCUCGAGGAAUGGAAGAUGAAAGAACGCGGCUCCUUACCGGGUCCCAUCGAGUUAGGAAUCAUUAUGUAUAUCUCUAGCUUGAUAUGGGCCGAGAUAAAGUCCUUAUGGAACGAUGGCGUCAUGGAAUACAUUAAAGAUCUUUGGAACAUCAUCGAUUUCAUCACCAACUCCUUCUUUAUGACGUGGGUGCUGUUGAGAGCCACCUCCUUCCUCCUGGUGCAGCUUGAUCUGUGGCGCGGGUUGUGGCCUUACUACCCUAGAGAGAUGUGGCACCCCUUUGACCCCAUGCUGCUGUCUGAAGGCUGUUUUGGUGCCGCUAUGAUCUUCAGCUUCCUCAAACUAGUGCACAUCUUCAGCGUCAACCCUCACCUUGGGCCCCUGCAGAUCUCCCUUGGCCGUAUGAUCUUCGAUAUUCUCAAGUUCUUCUUCUUGUACACCCUCGUGCUGUUCGCCUUCGGUUGUGGUAUGAAUCAGCUGAUGUGGUACUAUGCUGAGCUGGAGAUGAAGAAGUGCUACUCUCUCCCUGGUGGCUUGCCGGACACUGAUAAUGAAGACCAGGCUUGCUUCAUUUGGCGUCGAUGGGCUAACCUCUUCGAAACCUCGCAGUCGCUCUUCUGGGCGUCAUUCGGGCUGGUUGAAUUGGACGCCUUCGAGCUGGAGGGUGUAGGGAGCUUCACACGGUUCUGGGCCCUUUUGAUGUACGGCUCUUACUCGGUGAUUAACGUGAUCGUGCUGCUCAACCUCCUCAUUGCCAUGAUGUCCAACUCGUACAACAUCAUCUCGGAACGUUCCGACACUGAGUGGAAAUUCGCCCGGACGAAACUCUGGCUCAGUUACUUCGAGGACGGAGGUACUGUGCCGCCACCCUUCAACAUCAUUCCCACUCCCAAGGGCAUCAUGCGGGCUCUGGGCUUCUCCGGCAAGACCAUGAGGGGCUCCAUCAAGGUCAAAUCUAAGAAGCUUGCGGAACAGCGGCACAUGAACGUGAUGCGUCUGUUGGUGCGGCGCUACAUCACAGAGCAGCAGAGGAAGGCUGACGAGAAGGGCGUGACGGAGGACGACAUUAAUGAAGUGAAGCAAGAUAUCUCCACCUUCAGAUACGAGCUGAUUGACAUCUUGAAGAACAACGGCAUGAACACUUCCAUGGUGAACGCUGAGGACUCCUCUGUGGUAGGCAAGAAGGGGCGAGCCAUGGAGCGGCGUCUCAUGAAGGGCUUCAACAUCGGCAUGGUGGAGGGCAUCAUGACAGAAAUCCUCACGUCUGACAAGAAGCCCAAGAACAUCUUCGGCAAGCUGGCCCGCGCCAUGGGCAAGAAGAAGAAGGAGGACUGGAACGCCAAGGUGUCGCGAGCCUCAUUGCGGCGAGACCAGAUCGGUUCCUCGCAGACCAGCCUUAGGAGAUCCCAGACGUCCAUCAGGCGCCGCAUCCAGCACGAGAACGAGAUGUUGCUCAAGACGCUCAAUCCUGACAAGAUCGUGGAGUACAACCCCAACCUGGAACGCUACACGCCCACCACUCGUGUCGCCUAUGCCAAGUUCAAGGUCAACACUCUCAAGAAGGAGAAGGAGAAGAAGCUGGCGGCUGAGAAGAAGGCAGAGACGCAACAGAAGGCGGGCGCUGCCAACCAGAAACUUCAGGCGGAGAAGAAAGACGACGCAUCCAAGAAGCAGUUCCAGUCCAGGACACCGACGCCACAGCCCCCGGCCAAAUCUCCCACUCCUGAGCCAAGCAAAGCCCCACCAGGCAGGGGCCCCACCUCCCCGGCAUCCAAGCCACCUGGCACACAGCCCCCUAAGCCACCCUCCACUCAGGCCCCUAAACCACCUGGCCAGAUCCCUAAGCCGCCCAGCACCCCAGCUCCCAAGCCUUCUGGCGCCUCCCCUGGUAAGAUAGCCGUUCCUGCCGCCUUCCAGCAACAAGAAGGACAGGUUCAGGCCCCGCCACGUGCCCGCCCGCCACCACAAAGCGCCAGACCCUCAUCUCCACCACCCUCCCAGCCUCCACCCAGCGUUCCUAAGGAGCCUAAGGUGACAAUUAGUCCCGCACCACCAACUGCUGCUCCACCUAAAGCUUCCCCUGCUCCACCCAAGGCACCUACCCCCGCCAAGUCACCCACCCCGUCACUAACUCCAAAGUCUGCCGCCGCGUCCCCCUCUCCCGCCAGCUCAAGGGCCUCCACCCCCGCCAAUGAAGACCCCAUCGCUUCCGGCAAGUCUUCUGUGACUGGGCAAGUCCGAACUGGCUGGUUGUAAGUCCUCAGCUGCCUUCACUUGCUUCACCACACUGCCUCGACUGUGCCCGCUCAAGUCACGCCAGCUGGAGGCCGUGACUGCCAGGUGAGGGAUCAGGGGUGUUAGAUGGACCCUCCUCUUGCCUCUGUCCUCCUGUCACGUAACUAUCGGGCGGAGACGAGAGGUGUGGGGAGGGUCUUUGUCUCGCAUGGCAGUGUAUGGUUGUCUUUUUCAGGUUUACGUUAAGUAUCAUCAAGUUUUGUGACCACAGUAAUGGUAAACACACACACACACACACACACACACACACACACACACACACACACACACACACACACACACACACACACACACACACACACACACACACACACACACACACACACACACACACACUUAUGCAUUUGAUGGCUGUAAAAUUUUGUUCAUAUGUCCCCUAUCAACCGUCUCUUCUCUCUUUUUUCUCCUUCUCCGUCAUCAUCUGGCUCUAUCUGUCCUCUGUACGUCACCCCGCCAGCCUCUACACGCUCACUUCCGUUAUUUAUGUUGUGUUUGACUGAAUUCACUGUUCUUACGUGUUUCUCUGUUUAGGUUGACGUAAAACUUUGCAUGCACUUAUCUCUUGACUUUUUAUCUCUCUUGAUUCACUGAUUUGCAUGAUAUUGGAUGUUUCGUGUUUUAUCAUUUAGUUCCAUAUCUUUUUUCUUAGAUGAUCACCAGUGAGGUUACAAUGCAUGAUGUAUCUGUUAGUGAUGGUGAUGCUGGUGGUGGUGGUGGGGAUGUGCAUGUACUAUUAUGAAACGGUAACCUCACUUGGUAGUUUUUAGCUGUAUGUAAUGUAUAUAUUUUUAUACAGUUACCCAUGUAAAUGCCUCGUUCUCUCCUUGUACAAUGGAAAAAAGAAAACGGUAACAUGGGCUGCAGGGGAUGUAAUACUAACUUAAAAGCCCAUGGCCUGGUGACUAAGUUGGGAGGCAGUGUAUAGCAGAUGUAAGUUCCUAUUGAUUGGUGAGAGGAUGGUGCAUGAGCUGGGUUAGGUUAUGCUGGUGAGGAGACAAUAUGAGAGAGACUAGUGACCGUACCGUCUUUUUUCUUCCCUAAUGCAUUCAUUUUUGCAUGUAUAUAAGAUGCUGGACUGAUGUGACUUCUUGCAAGCGUUAUUUACGUUUUACACGGAGAUAAAGUGCAAUGCGUGGAAAAAAAAAAAGACGCUGUACAUUCCGUGGGGUGUUUAUUUACUAAUGUAUGUAUUCAUUUAUUCAUUCAUUCGCUCUGUCAUUCAUAUAUCUUCUGUUCUGUGUCGAGGAGGGAACAUAAUAUAGUUAGCCUUCAUAA